This is a messenger RNA of Cordyceps militaris CM01, 1854 nucleotides long. Its product is annotated as LysM domain-containing protein. Gene Ontology annotation, molecular function: phosphoric diester hydrolase activity. The record is from RefSeq and is a predicted model, not a curated record. The transcript has a single exon. Gene Ontology annotation, biological process: lipid metabolic process. NCBI's taxonomy places the organism in Eukaryota, Fungi, Ascomycota, Sordariomycetes, Hypocreales, Cordycipitaceae. The coding region runs from base 1 to 1854 and encodes 617 amino acids.
AUGAGAUCUCUCGCGCUAUCGGCGCUUGUCGCAAGUCUUUGGACCUUGACACUCGUCAACGGCCAGCAGGACCUCGCCCCCAGAGACGGCAGCUGCCGAAAGGAAGACCGAACCUACAGCGCCGAGGUGCCCCGAGCCGGCAGCUACCAGCCAUGGACCCUCAUCCCGUUUGGCAAGGUCGGGUUUCCAGCCAAGCAGUACAUCACCAUUGUCAACCUCACCCCCCACCGCUUCGUCCUGGAUAAGGGCGCCACGCACUCGUACCAGAUGGACGUGUUUGACUGGGACGACAUCCCCCAGGGCCGUGCACGCCAGAACACUGCCACGUACACGUUCAAGGCGGGUAAGAACCCAGUCGACGACAAUGGCGAGGCCUACUACUCCAUACAGGGAACCAACAAAAAGUUCAUGGUGCGCGCCACGACGCACAUUCCCGACAGCUACCCCCGCCGCACUGUCUUUGACUUGAGCGGCAUGGGCCUGGGCCAGCGUGAGUACUCUGAUCCGGGCAAGGAGUCCCCCGUCACGCUCGUCAUCACGGGCAGUGACUCGUAUGGCUUCACGGCCUCGCUGCGACACGGCCCUGGCAACUGGAUGAAGGGCAUUUACAACGUCAUCAAAGACCGCCAGGUCCAGCACUUGUUCCUCCCCGGUACCCAUGAUGCUGGUAUGAGCCGGAUCAGUGGCAAUAUUGCCUCCCUCGGCUCUUCUCCCAACACGCAGACCCAAGGCAUCACGAUAUACGACCAACUGCGCGCCGGUUCACGUCUCUUUGAUCUACGCGUGGGCACUGUUCAUAACGCGACAGAUACCAGCAGAUACGGGUACUGGAUACUCCAUGUCAACAACGAGAGGGCCGACGUCGCCAUCGGCAAUUCUGGAGAAGCUCUCGACGAAGUCAUUCGAGAAGUCAACCAGUUUACUGCAGAGAACCCUGGCGAGCUCGUCUUCUUCCGUGUUCGAUACCUGAUUGGCAUCCGCAACAUCCCCAGCUUUGGGCCAAUUUACUGGACCACAGCCAUGGUUAAUGAAUUCUUUGGGAAGCUUCGUGGUGUGAACAACCGCUGCGGUAAUCUCGACACGGGUACCAAGUUCAACAAGCAAAAGGCGUCGUACUUUAUGGAUCAAAAUGGAGGCAACGGUUGUGUCUUGUUCUUGCUCGACACUGCCAACUUGCAGGAUGGUGUUCCUCAUGACUCUAUUGGAGACGGUAUUUACAGGACUGAGAUGUUGGAGGUUUGGGACAACUGGUCAAACCUGCCCGACACCGAAAAGGUCGCCAAGGACCAGACAACAAAGUGGAUGACAGUCGGCCGGUCCGGCAACUUCAACAAUGACCAAUUCCUCAUCGCCCAGUGGAUCAUCAGCGCCGACGUCCUCACCACCACGGCCCUCACCAUUGAGCAGAUGGCGAUCCAACCCACGAACCCGGCCCUGUACUGGAUGGGCCUCAACAACAUGAGCCCCGAGACAUUUCCGACCGUCGUGCUGGUUGACUACAUUGGCGUCGUUGUUGACGGCCGCCACAGCUGGGAUCAGCUGAGCGCCGAAAUGUACACUCUCGCCAUCGGGAUGAACCUGUACAUGAUUAGCGAAAACUGUGACAUCAGCCAGCAGCGGUCACCGCUGCUACCACAGGGCCAGGCUUUCAUGCUCGGCAUACAAUCGGAUUCCAAGCCAAGACAGAAUAUCCCCAGGUGGAAUGGCAUCAUCUAUGAAAACGGUACGGUUGUCAAUAAUCCGUGCAAUGGCACUCACCCCGGUCGCGUAGCAAUUUUGAAGAGCGGCACAGUCUUCCUCAACGGAACGGUCGUAUUUCGAGACAGAGUCAACCCCGAGUUUAGGGCGGUCUAG